Messenger RNA from Impatiens glandulifera, 408 nucleotides. Its product is annotated as AP-3 complex subunit sigma-like. Bases 1 to 408 code for a protein of 135 amino acids. Gene Ontology annotation, cellular component: intracellular membrane-bounded organelle. The record is from RefSeq and is a predicted model, not a curated record. The transcript is spliced from 3 exons. Gene Ontology annotation, biological process: vesicle-mediated transport; protein transport. Lineage: Eukaryota; Viridiplantae; Streptophyta; Magnoliopsida; Ericales; Balsaminaceae.
AUGAAUGAUCAAGGCAAGCCUCGUCUGGUCAAAUUCUACGAUUAUCAAGUUAGUGUAUUACAUCUUCAUUUUGGUAGCAAUGAGAUCCAAAAUGUUGAUUUGGAUGUAGAGGUUGAUAUUAUACUCCCAUUAUUGCAGGAUGCUAUGCUUGUCUGCAAGACCUUUGGAACACUAUACUUUGUCUUUGUAUUUGAUACCUACGAAAAUGAACUAGCGAUGCUAGAUCUUAUGCAAGGCUUACAGGUGCAUGCUAUUCUAGAUGAAAUUGUGUUGGGAGGUCAAGUUUUGGAGACAGAUUCUUCCUAUGUAUAUGUAGUGAAGGUUGUACAAGAAAUAAUUAGGUUGGAGAAGGCUGCAAAUUCAAUAUCACUAGUUCCAAAAUCAAUUAAUGCCUGGCAGGGAAGAUAG